CGUACUCUACUACUACAACUAGUUGGGCUAUUCUUCCCACUUUUUCUUUGCCCAGUUCCUUGCCAUGUAGAUGGCGAUUUGCUGAAGACUUCUUGAUUUCCUGGUCCUAUAGUUUUCAUCAUUUCAAAUAUCAUUGGACGUGGGGUCUUCCUUAAGAGUUGAUACUGCGUACCCAAAUCUCAUUAAGUUGGCGAUGGAUAGCCACCACUUUCGCAGCCUGGAGGGUGGAUGCUGGAGGUAUCUAAUGAACUUUGAUGUAAAAUCUGACCAUCCAUUUGAAGGAGUUUGGGUCUAUUAGACCUGGUCCUUUUUUAGUUAACAGUAGUCUGAGUCUUUGGGCGCACAUAUGGUAGUCGCCCACGUGUAUUCCAUAGCUAGGUUUCAAUUAGAUCUGGGUGUCAUCUUGAAGUAGAGGUGUGUUGCUGUAGCAGAGCAUCUUCUGAAGUUUGAAGCUUGCAAGGUUGAAGCUUAAAGGAGAGGUAAAUUCAUCCUGCACAUAACGUGUUCGACAGAAGGUUUCUUAGAGAGCUUUCAUCAUGGCAACUGGUAUGACUCCUCUUAACGUCUCUCAAUCCCUGGUACCCAUAUUCAGUGGACAAAAUUAUGAGUUUUGGAGAGUCAAAAUGAGGACAUUUUGCAUUUCUCAAGAUCUUUGGGAUCUAGUUGAUAAUGGUUCUACAGAGGAGAGACAAAAUGAGUUGAAGGAACUCUAUAAGAAGGACACAAAAGCUCUUUUGAUGCUGCAGCAAGCUGUGUCAAAUGCUAUCUUUCCUCGGAUUGCAAAUGCCACCAAAUCACAUGAAGCUUGGAUCAUCUUGAAACAAGAAUUUAAUGGAGAUAGCAAGGUAACAACUGUGAAACGCCAAACUCUUAGAAGAGAAUUUGAGACACUUUUUAUGAAAAACUCAGAAUCUGUCCAAAAGUUUUUCAGCAGAGUUUCUGUCAUUAUCAAUCAAAUGAGGAUAUUUGGUGAGGAUAUUUCAGAUCAAAAGGUAGUAGAGAAGGUCUUGAGAAGUCUUUCCCAAAAAUUUGAUCAUGUAGUCAUUGCUAUUGAAGAGUCUAAAGACCUAUCUGCUUGUUCUCUUAAUGAAUUAAUGGGUUCCCUUUUAGCUCAUGAGCAGAGAAUCAAUAGGUCAUCUGAGAAAAAUAUUGAGCAUGCAUUUCUGUCCAAAGUAGAAAUUACUAACAAAUCUAAAAAUGGUGAAGGAACUUCUCAACAAAGAAAUGCAGGAAGAGGUGGCUAUCGUGGCCGAGGCUGAAGAAGAAGAAGAGGAAGGUCAAAUUAAUAGAACCACAAAAAAGCUGACAAUGGUGACAAAGCAAACUUCAAGCUCAAUUACAAAGGAAAGCAAUGUCGUUUUUGUCACAAAUAUGGCCACAUUGAAGAGAGCUGUUGGGAAAAGGCAAAACAAUAAGCAAAUUUUGCUGAAGAAAAGGAGCAAGAAGGUAAUUUGCUUCUUACCUUUCUUAAUCCUAAAGAGAGUAGAAAAGAUAUUUGGUUUCUGGACAGUGGGUGUCGUAAUCACAUGUCUGGAAUGAAAAGCCUUUUCCAUGAGAUUGAUGAAUCUGUCAAGCAAACCAUGAGACUUGGUAAUGACAGAGAAGUUCAGAAUGAAGGCAAGGAGACAGUUGCUGUAAAAACUAAAUUAAGUACUGAAAAACUUAUUUAUGAUGUUUACUAUGUACCUAGUUUAGCUCAUAAUCUAUUGAGUGUUGGUCAAUUGAUUCAAAGAGGAUUUCUAGUUUUGUUUCAUUAUGACAUGUGUGAACAUAGAAAUAUGAAAUCUAGUAUGCCACCUAUCAAAGUCCAUAUGACAGAAAAUCGAAUGUUUCCCCUUGAGCUUUCAUGCAUAGAUGAUUAUGUACUUGUCACUAGCAUGAAAAAUGAUUCAUGGCUUUGGCACUUGAGGUAUGGUCACUUGUAUUUUAAUGGGCUGAAGUUGCUUAGUUAGAAAACUAUGGUAAAUGGUUUACCUUCCAAUACUUGUGUGGAUGAUAUUUGUAAGGAAUGUAUAUAUGGAAAGUAACAUAAGCUUUCUUUUCCUGUUGGAAAGUCUUGAAGAGCUAAGAAGCCUCUAGAAUUGAUCCAUACUAAUAUUUCUGGUCCAAUGAAUACUCCAUCAUGGAAUAAAAGUAGAUACUUCUUAUUGUUUAUUGAUGACUAUUCUAGGGUGUGCUGGGUGUACUUCCUAACUCAAAAAUCAGAGGCAAUUGAAAAUUUUUAGGAGUUCAAAGCUGUUGUUGAGAAAGAGAGGGAGCAAAUGAUAAAAAUUCUUGGAACUAAUAGAG
Molecule: messenger RNA, 2289 nt
Organism: Elaeis guineensis (African oil palm)
Lineage: Eukaryota; Viridiplantae; Streptophyta; Magnoliopsida; Arecales; Arecaceae
Source: RefSeq, a predicted model, not a curated record